Molecule: messenger RNA, 688 nt
Organism: Verruconis gallopava
Lineage: Eukaryota; Fungi; Ascomycota; Dothideomycetes; Venturiales; Sympoventuriaceae
Exons: 1
Coding region: 197-688 (163 amino acids)
Source: RefSeq, a predicted model, not a curated record
GCGCUCCAGUCAUGAGUGAUUUCCUUCCCCAUGGACUUCCAAAGCUUGCUGCAGAGAAUGCUUGAAUUAAAUAGUCUCUUAACGACGGGAAACCGUCUGUUUUUCAUGAUGAUUCUCAUAAAUACUCCCACGUUUAUGCGAGAGAUCCUCUGCGAUUCGAUACAUCUUUGACUUUCUGUCCCUCGAGAGCAGCAGCAUGACCGUCUUUAGCGAUCGCGAACAGGUUCAACAAGAAAUUGCGGCCGGUGGCUGGGACAUCCUUUGGGGAGACGUAAUUAACGAAUUCGAUGCUCUCACCUUCCUUGUGUCACUUCCUACCGGUACAACCGCCGCGUGGGUAGCCGAACAGGUUGAAGUGCAAUUGCAGAAGUUUGCGCAGAGCUCCACCGAUGUCUCUUCAGAUGUCUUACACCAAGCCACCCUCAUACUCGAAGGAAUUGUGGAAGGCAAGUGGUUGGGAAAAUGGGAUAUCAACGGGCUGGAGGUCAAGGGAGGAAUUGCCACGUACCAUCGAUGGUGGAAAUUUGGGUUCUGGAAACUGCGCCUGGGAGGCAAGAAGAGAUUGCCGAACAAUUAUCAGCCGUACAUUGGCUUGCGUGUCGCUCAAGCACUCCCCCCCAAAGGAACUCUCGCAGAUCCAAGACCAGUCCAACAAACUCGAAUUCCUUCUGAUGAAACUAAGUAUUAA